Messenger RNA from Scaptodrosophila lebanonensis, 1026 nucleotides. Its product is annotated as AN1-type zinc finger protein 5. The record is from RefSeq and is a predicted model, not a curated record. Lineage: Eukaryota; Metazoa; Arthropoda; Insecta; Diptera; Drosophilidae. The transcript has a single exon. Gene Ontology annotation, molecular function: zinc ion binding. The coding region runs from base 27 to 845 and encodes 272 amino acids.
GAGUUAUUGAUGAUACACAAGUAAAGAUGAAAGACAAAAACACUAGGGAUUACCCACAGCCGGAGGACGACUCCAUGGACUCGAUGGCGAGCAGCAGUGGCACUAGCGGUGGCAGCGGUAGUGGCACCAACAACAACCGCAACACCCCAAAACUAGGGCUGCCAAUCAGGAAUUCCAGGAAACUGGCUGAACCAGGAACUGAGGGGCCGAACCCCUCGAAUGGCGGCUCAGCAGUCAAUCAGAAAGCAACUGUGGAAGCUGAGAUGAAGCCAGCACCACAACGAAAGAUAAUCUGUCUCGAGUGCCGCAUGAAGUUGGCUCUACUUGGGAAAAUAUGCCGAUGCGGCGUUCCCAACUGUACCGUACAUCCCUACGACAGUCGCAUUGACGACGACACCAGCUCCGACAGCGAUAGCAACAGUACUAUCACCAUUCGGCACAGCGAGCUGGCAAUCAAAAACUAUAAGGACACCAUCGGGCUAUCGGCUCGUCCGGAUACUGAGCAACUGAGCAAAAAUAGCGGCGAUGAACUACUUGCCAUCAAUCAGCCGAUGGACGACGAAGUGGGUGCCUGGAAGGUGGAGGCGGAGGAGGGACAAGCUGUUGACAAGAAAGUCGACACUUCUGUGGAUAUGCCGGACACCACAAAAAAGAAUCGCUGUGCCACGUGCAACAAGAAGUUGGGCAUCAUUGGCGGCUAUCCAUGUCGCUGUGGCCUCUCCUUCUGUGGCUUCCAUCGCUAUAGCGAUCGUCAUAAUUGUACCUUUGAUUAUCGCGAAAUGGGCGCUGAUGAGAUUCGUCGCGCCAAUCCGGUCGUUAUUGCCAACAAGUUGAACAAGCUUUAAACCAAAUCAACAUAAGUAUAUCUCUUAUGUUUUUGCAAUUGCAUCUUUACAAAUGUUGUAUCAUAGUAUUUAUGUACAUACAUACAUAGAUGUUUAUUAAUGAGCAUACCAUAAAGAAACGAACGAACGAAUGCAACAAACACACACACACACACACACAAACAGAAAGACAAACAACCAA